CACUCGCAUCGCAAAUGUCGCCUGUUCAGCUAGUUUUCGACAAAAGCGAUUGGAUUUGGUGUUGAAGUAUUAACUUUCUUUCAUUUUUAAUCAACAGUGUAGAAAUUUGGGCAAUCCCUUGUGCCUGAAGUCUGUCAUCAUCAAUUGUCUCCAACCCAGGGCUGAGGCCGGUGACCAGGCUUGUUACCUGCAUUCUGAUUAUCAGCUCAAAUGGAGGGGGAUGCUUGAGUACCCCAGUCAUGUUAUGAUACGGAUUUUACCUUAGUUGUCAAUUGUAUGUAUAUAUUAAGAAUAUUAUAAGCGUUAGAGGCAUUCCAGAACCCCAAAAUGGGUGAUGAAUGUGGCAUUAAGGUGGUGUGUCGUGUUCGACCGCUGAACUCUUCAGAGGAAAAGGCAGGGAGUAAAUUUGUCCUCAAGUUUCCAACGGAUGAUUCAAUCAACUGUGGAGGAAAGCUGUUUGUGUUUGAUAAAGUGUUGAAGCCCAACGUGAGUCAGGAUUAUGUCUACGAGACUGCUGCCAAACCCAUUGUUGCUGAUGUGCUUGGAGGGUACAAUGGAACUAUAUUUGCCUAUGGUCAGACGUCCAGCGGUAAAACCCAUACCAUGGAGGGAGUCAUUGGGGAUAACCACAUGCAGGGAAUCAUUCCGAGGAUUGUACAAGACAUAUUCAACUACAUCUAUGGCAUGGACGAGAAUCUGGAGUUCCAUAUCAAGGUGUCAUACUUUGAGAUAUACAUGGACAAGAUUAGGGAUCUGCUGGAUAUUUCAAAGACCAACUUAGCUGUACAUGAAGACAAGAACAGAGUGCCCUUUGUUAAGGGUGCAACAGAGAGGUUUGUGUCCAGUCCAGACGAGGUGAUGGAAGCCAUAGAUGAAGGCAAAUCAAACCGACAUGUUGCUGUGACAAACAUGAAUGAACACAGCUCUCGAAGCCACAGCGUAUUCCUGAUUAACGUAAAACAAGAACAUCUAGAAAACCAAAAACAACUUAAUGGCAAACUAUACCUUGUAGAUCUGGCUGGUAGUGAGAAGGUCAGUAAGACUGGAGCUGAGGGAGCAGUGCUGGACGAGGCAAAGAACAUCAACAAGUCCCUGUCAGCUCUGGGUAACGUGAUUGCAGCCCUGGCUGAUGAACAGAAAAGCCAUGUGCCGUACCGUGACAGUAAAUUGACUAGGAUCCUCCAGGAGAGUUUGGGAGGUAACGCCCGUACCACAGUUGUCAUUUGCUGUUCACCAGCAUCGUAUAAUGAAGCAGAAACUAAAUCUACACUUCUCUUUGGUCAAAGAGCAAAGACCAUCAAGAAUGUUGUUUCUGUGAACGAAGAGUUGACUGCCGAGGAAUGGAAGAGGAGAUAUGAGAAGGAGAAGGAGAGAAAUGCUAGACUUAAAGGUGUUCUUGCCAAGUUUGAAGCUGAGCUACAGAUGUGGCGUUCUGGCCAGAAUGUGUCCCAGGAUGAACAGUUUGACAUGAAAGCCAGUACCACAUCCCUUCAGGAGGCAGAGGCUAGCACAGCACCAAAGAAUGACAUUGCAAAACUCAUGUCCGCCAGUACUAGUGAUGCUGACAAAGCCCAGUUUGAGGCAGAGCGUCUUAAACUCUAUCAGCAACUAGAUGAUAAGGAUGAUGAAAUAAACAACCAGUCACAGUUGAUUGAGCGACUGAAGGAACAAAUGUUGGAGCAGGAAGAGCUCAUUGCUGUGGGAAAGCGUGACCUUGAUAUGUUACAAGUUGACAUGUCGCGUAUCCAGACCGAUAAUGACUCAGCCAAGGACGAAGUUAAGGAGGUUCUUCAGGCCUUGGAGGAGUUGGCUAUGAACUAUGACCAGAAGUCACAGGAAGUGGAACUCAAGUCCAAGGAGUACGAGAACCUGCUGGAAGAAAUGAGUGCUAACCAGAGUCAAGUGAACAGUCUCCAGACAGAACUGGAUAGUCAGAGAGAUGCAUCCCUACACCAGAAGAAACGUGUAGCAGAGAUGAUGGCCAGCCUGCUCAAGGACCUGGGUGAUAUUGGAACUAUCGUAGGUGGAAAUGCUGCAGAGUCCAAGCCAAAUAUUUCAUCAUCGGAGAAACUUGAGGAGGAAUUCACUGUGGCCCGCCUAUACAUCAGUAAGAUGAAGUCCGAGGUAAAGACUCUGGUCACACGUACUGAGCAGUUGGAAACUAACCACAGCGAAAACCAAAAGAAACUUGAGCAUGCAGAGAAGGACCUCUCUGACUGUCGCCUCCUCAUCUCACAACAUGAGGCCAAGAUGAGUUCACUGAAUGAGACUAUACGUGACAUGGACCUCAAAAAACGUCAGCUAGAGGAACAAGUCGACACCCUUAAUGAUGAAUACACUGCCCUGAAAGCAUCAGAGCGUAUGGCAUCUAGUACAGCAUCCCAGAAAGAGAAGGAGGCCUCAGACAAGGUCCAGUCAAUCAACGAUAUGAAAGAUGCUUUGGAGAAACAGCUGGAGAAGCACCGUGCUCAGCACCAGAAGCAACUUAACUCUCUCCGGGACGAGAUUACAGACAAACAAACCCUCAUUGAAUCCUUGAAGGAUACAAACCAGAAGCUUGUUUUGGCCCUGGAUAAGUUACAGUCAGAUUAUGACAAGCUGAAACAGGAAGAGUCGGAGAAGUCAGCCAAGCUUGCUGAACUGUCUCUGCAGCUUGAUCGACGUGAACAGGCUAAGCAGGACCUAAAGGGUCUAGAAGAGACUGUGGCCAAGGAAUUGCAGACACUCCACAAUCUGCGGAAGCUGUUCGUGCAGGACCUACAGAACCGGGUUAAGAAGUCAGCCAAUAAGAAGGAAGACGAGGAGGAAGAAGAUGUGGGUGGAAAUGCCGCCCAGAAACAGAAAAUCUCUUUCCUGGAGAACAACUUAGAACAGCUGACCAAGGUCCACAAGCAGCUGGUGCGUGAUAAUGCUGACCUGCGCUGUGAACUUCCAAAACUGGAGAAGAGGCUGCGUGCAACUAUGGAUCGUGUCAAAUCUCUGGAGACAGCUCUCAAGGAGGCUAAAGAGGGUGCCAUGCGUGAUCGUAAACGAUAUCAGCAUGAAGUGGACAGAAUUAAAGAAGCUGUCCGACAGAAGAAUCUGGCUAGGAGAGGCCAUGCAGCCCAGAUAGCCAAACCCAUUCGCCCCGGACACCCACCAGGUGGAUCCUCUGCUCAAGCAGCUAUCCGCGGGGGUGGUAUGGUGGUGCCAGCUAAAGCUGAGCCUCAUGCAUAGAUGUCUGGAGAUGGUACCACAUCAGAUUUAGGCAGUGAUGGCAUCUCGUCUCAUCAUUACAUGUCUUACACAGGCACAAGGAACACCUGCCUCAUCGCCAUGGCGACAUCAUAAGUUUGUUACCGUGGCAACACACACUUAGAAUUAUUGUAGAUGAUUGUCAUACACCAAACAAUUUUUAACUGCAUUCCAUCUCAGUCUGGCUGCAUGAAUUGUAUUGUUUUAUUGUCAGGACAGAAGUGUGUUAGUAUACUACCUAGAAAACGUAUCUGUUCAUCUGCCAUUUGUCUUUACACUGGGGUCAGGUUAGAAAACUUUGAAUGGUAAUUUAUUUGAGGUUCUCAACAUAUUUCUGUACAAAUUUUUAUCGCUCGAAAAUAAUUCUAUGGAAGCAAGCAAAGAAAUGUAUUUUUCUUCUAAAAGACUUCUUCAUGUGUACAAAUAGAAGUUUACAGACAAUGUAAAGUUUUGCUGAAUUUUUCCCAUAAUGCUUUGCAAUGUGAAAUGAAAAAAGUCUGCUUCUGUUUGUGCUUGUGUAGUGUAAAGAUAAGUUGUGACUGGACAGAUACAGAUCUUGUGACUUUCUUUAUUUUACUUACAAUAGAUCAAGACAGAUGUUUUCUGUGACACUUUUGUCAUGUCUUUAUCAUCUCUUCCAUUAAUCACAGAGAGACAUGUGUUGGGUUGAUAAGAUUUAGGGGAGAGACUGUACACUGCCAUGUGUUACUUUGCAAUAUCAUGUUACCAUUGUAAUGAUAUGUGGAGCUUUUUAGGCAAUCCCUGCCACAAGCAUUGUAUAUUGUUGCUAUAUUUAAUCCUUUUUUUUAAUGUAUUAUACAUAGUACUGUGGCUGUUUUUGGACAACUUUGACGUGUUAUAUCAUUUAACAAAACUGAUGAUAUAAAAAGUUAUCACAGCUAAAAGUAAUUACCGGGAAAAGGCUUCGGCCACUGAUUGAAGUCUGAUUAUCAAGACAGUUUGGGAAAAGUUUUACAUCUAUAUUAAAUUGGUAAUAAGAGACAGAAAUUAUCCUUAAACAGCCAAUUAUUUCAUUUGUGUUUAAAAUACCAUGCAAAUUUUGUGAUGUAUAAAGCUGUGGUGAUUUGUAUAUGAUAUCUAUAUAUUGGAUGGAUCAUUAUUUGACCAGUAUGUCUUUAUAGAGGGCUACUUACAACACUCAGUCCGACUGCGGCAAUUUACCAUUAUGUGAUAUAUGCUGUAUACCCUACAUUAACUACAUAAUGUUAUCUAAUUGUAUUAAUUAUAGUACACUGGAGAAGGUGACCCACAAGCUGUAGGACUUCAAGUUAGACUAUUUCCUAUGGUAAUGGAAAGAUUAUUUCAAAAUUUGCAGAGGUAUUUGUCGAUUUCAUCAGUUUUAAGGAGCAAAUUUCAUUGCUGAAAAAAGGAUUUCAUAUCCUUUUAAAAGAGAAACAGUCACCCUUACUAUUUACUUUCAAAUGUGUAGUGUAAAGAAGGAGGCUAUGACAGGACAAAUCCCUGACAUAUACAAGAAAUGGAUAGGUUUAUAAGAGUUGAAAGUUUUGGUGUUGGUGUUUGGAAAGUUUGUAGCUGGGGUAGACCUGUUUAGAGUAAGAAGGUGGCACAUGUUGACAUAGAUAACUUCUCUUACAGAUUUGUACGUUCCUAUUGAAAUAUUUUACAACAACAGUUGUUUUCUAAAAACAAAAGUUGUAUGAUGUUUGAGUGCUACUUGGAACAGGUCUGUAGCAGCAGUUUAGCUAUAACAUCUAGUUAAACUAGAGACAGAUGUAGAAGAGAACAUUGUAGAAAGAAUACACAUUGUCCAGUGCUUCCUUAGUGUCCAUGUACAAAAUAUAACACAGUCCUCUCCGCAUACUUUGUAUCAAAUGCUAUAACUAUUGGCUGAUGUUAGAUUAACUUGGGCUUGAGAAUCCUCGUUGUUAGACAUGACACAUGUUCUCUGUUGUCUCCCACUUCGUUGAAAUGUAUGUGUUGAUUGGUUAUAUGUGUUAGAAAUGCACGCAAUCUUUUGGGCACGUUAUUGUGUUCUGUACAUGAAAAACUAGUGGAAAAGAAGCACUGUGGAAUGUGUAAACUGAUGUCAUUGAUGACACUGAAUUCUCUUUGGCUUUGAUACACUUAAUCGACAUGGCAAGAAAAAAUGGAAACAGGAUAUUAAUACUAGACACUUGAAGACUUGAAAAUAUAUAAAUCAUGUUUAUUAUGAUUAAGAAAAUCAGUUAGGCUAUUUGUAUGUCAGCUUACAGUUUAAUGUAUAUAUAAAUGUACUGAAAAUUCUUAGAAAGGAUAUUGAUGUUACUAUAGGGAAGAAGAAUUUCAUUUGAUGAAUUAAGGAACCAUCAUCUACUGAACAAAUGCAUUGAAUUAAAACAUUGUAUUUUAUAUUGAAGAUGAUUUCGACAAGUUGUUACAUCAAUCAUACUCCACUUGAUAAGUUAGGGAGUUCUAGCGUCACCAAUAUAACAUUGACUUGUACAAAUGCUUUUGUACAGUUCUGAUUAUUUUCCUCUCCCAAAAUUGGUUUUAAGUGGUUGUGGUUUAUGCAAUUGUAAGUGUUAAAUGUGGCUUGUCCUAGACACCAUUUUCUCCUCACAACAGCCUGGAAAAGUUUGUUGAAGGCUGCUCAGAGAUACCUCAAACUUUAUAAAUGUCUAGUCAGACCAGCAAUCUUUAACAAAAACAAUAUUAGUGCCAAGAAGCCAGUACAACAAUGUGAUUCAUUAACUGUACACAGAUAGUAAUUGUAUAGGUAACCAGAGUGUUACAUUGGAGUUACCUCCCUUGCAUAUAGUGAUUAUGAUGUGCACACUUUAAAUUCAGAAGAAAAACAGAUGUACAAAUCCUAUAUAAAUUAUGAUAAAAUGAGAUUAAAUCACUCAUGAAAUCUGCAAAAUAUUGACAGCUUCUCUGCUUUUUUGUGUGAACAUAUGUUAUAUUUAUGCAAAGUCUUUCCAGGUGUAUAUUGUUGAAGCCAGGGUUUGUGGUAGAAUAUAUAUAUGAAUGAGGUUUUGAAGUUGUUUCUUGUUUAUUUAUUUGCAAUAUUUUUUUUUUUAUUUUCUUACCUUUUGCUACUUAGCCCAUUAUUGCAUCGUAGUGUAAAUAACUGUUUUGCUUACAUGGAUAUUUUAUGGUAGAUUUUGUUGAUUAAGACAAAGUUAGGUGAUCAAAGUACUGGUAUUCUUUCAAAGUUUUUGUUUAUGACCCAGAGGUCACUAAUAAUGGCCUCUUAUAUCAUUAUUUAGAAUCGUGACCCACUUACCUCAAGAGGUCAGCUAUAUUUUGUGCAUAUCUUGUAUUGAAAUGUAUGGGUGAAAUAUGCUUGUUUAUAAUUGUGUUUCUUAUACAGAUCUUGACAAGGUAUAUCUAUAAGGGAGUGUAACAUCCACACAGGUUAUAUAUGUCCAUACUAGUGCCCAGUAUUGGACGGUCUGUAAGAUGGAGGGGGAGAAGGUAAUAUUGAAUGUCCUAAAAAUCCAUUAUCACGUUCACCCGAGUUCUGAUUAUCUUCAAUUCUUAACCUUAAACUUUGUUGCUUUAAUUGAUAAAUGUAGCUUUAUUUGUGAAUUGAUAAGUUAUAAAGAGGGGACAACUAUACCAGCACAGGGUUUUUUUUUGGAUUGUUUUGGCAUCAUGACCUCAUUAUAUAGGUGAUGGUACAUGUUCCUGUGGUGAACAUUUGAUGGUACUCACAUUAUCUCAGCCGGUCAGUGAUUGUCAUCCUAGGCCUGUAUGUAAACCACUUGUUUCUGUGUGUAAACCAGCUGUUUUGUUGUGAGUACAUGUAGAAUCUAAAAGCCAUGCAUUGAAGAUGAGUUACAAACAUUCUUCAUCUCUGUUGAUCUCAUGAUUGCUUAAAAGCUUGUGACAUUAGUGGGAUGGCCUCAGUGCUAGACAUUUAUCAUUGUUGUACAUUUGUGUUUCUACAAAUUGUUCUUUUUACAUGUACACAUGUACUAUAAAACAUCAGACUUUCCAUUGUAAGAUAAAGUUGGACCUUUAGAAGCAAAAUUUAGUGUAAAGGUCACCUAUUCAAGGUCAUUUGUGGAGUCAAAGGUCAUAGAAAUAGGAAAGCAAUAUUGUACAAUUCCUUUGGCUGUUGGCAGUCGUGUAAGUUAAUUAUUACAUAAUGAAUUAUUGUACUUUGUGAUUAUAUUUCAAUCUUAAGAACAAAAUGACAUUAUAUUGAAUAGUUCAUGUGACAAAAAUUCCACACUCUGAGUAUUGUACUUUCAAUGUGCUUCAGUAUUUCCAUUUAAACAAGUUUGAUUUUGUAAAUUAGGAAAGAAGUGAUUAUCAUAUUUCAUUUUACUGCUUGUUCCAUCUGUGAACCACCUCUGGGACAGACUGUACACCAAAACUGUAGUUCUGAGAGUGCUUUGUCAUGACAAGUUUCCAGAGAAUUAUCUCACUUUUUUACAAACCACUUAUACAGUUCUGGUUUCACAUAUUUAUAAUCAUAUGUAUUUAGCAACAUUUAGUCUUCACCAUAUCUAUUGAUAUAGAAUGCCCAGUGUGAAGACAUGGGUAUUAAUGAGAACUUACAACAAGCAAAGUCAAUUGACCAAAGCUGUUUUAAAACCACUCAAGUUAGGCAUAUAUAGUGAAUAAGAAACGGGAAUAUGCCUGACACUGUAGAAGUGAAUUACUUGUAAAAGUUUGAGAGAAUUUCUGAAGACUUUUCAACCACCACUGCAUACCGCAGCUUCCCCAUCGUUGAUGGCAGUCACGUUUUUAUCCGUUGUUUGAAAUUUACAUGUAACCAACUGUGAAACAGAUUCGCGCGAUACAAUAAAUAUUAUUGUCAUGAUUGA
Molecule: messenger RNA, 8033 nt
Organism: Ylistrum balloti
Lineage: Eukaryota; Metazoa; Mollusca; Bivalvia; Pectinida; Pectinidae
Product: kinesin heavy chain-like
Exons: 23
Coding region: 328-3216 (962 amino acids)
Biological process (GO): microtubule-based movement
Molecular function (GO): microtubule motor activity; ATP binding; microtubule binding
Source: RefSeq, a predicted model, not a curated record